UGUUUGGCAACAACCAACAUGGCGAGUGCGACGCACGCGUUUGAUCAAACCUUCACGUUUAAUGUGCUUCCCAACAGAAAGUUCACAUUCCUGGAAGAUUCGUGUGUAUCGGAUCUGUUGAUGAAAUGGUCCAUGUUGGGGAGAAUUUCCGCCCAGGCCUUUAACUUUGACCAGGUCUUUCAGUCUUACAUGAAGAAUGACUUUGCUCUGAACUUCUUUCAGGACCCUUGUGUGAAAAACAACUUGCGUGUGUUGGACACUUCAGGCGUGUGGAAACCUCUGGGCAGAGAUGUUACACAUGUGGACGUGGAACUUGUUCCAUGCACUAAAGUGUCUGUGGACAUAUUUGAUCCACUUUUCUCCAGUGGAAUCGUGCAUCCUCCCGGUCACAUUGCCAAAUGUUUCCACGACGUACAUCCUGACUUUGAUGAGUUGCGGAUGGUAAGCAUGCAGAUGCUGCUUGAAGAGGACUCUGAUAACUAUCAUGUGGUCAGUCCAUGUGACCGUCAGGAGUUCCUGUUUAGGCUGUUUAAGCACAUCGUACUGGGUGGUGAACUCUCCCAGUAUGAAGACGUCAUCACUCCCUACAUUGAAACUGCAAAAACAAUUUAUAAAGAUUUGGUGAGUGUUCAGAAAGAUUCGGACACUAAGAUGAUCAGCGUCGUAUCAACGAUUUUGAAAGUCUCUGCUUAUGAUGAUCAUGGCUUGUGUUAUCCCUCUGGAAGAGACAACGAGCAGACAUUCACCUAUCUGUGCAUUGAUCCUUUCAAAAGACAUGUGUAUGUCUUGUACCACAGUUUUGGCAUUGGCCUGUUUUCUAAUAAUGAUGUUCUGUGCUCUUGAACAAUUUAUGAGUUUUUUUCCCUUUCUUUUGCUCUAUAGUUUUUGUCAAUAAUUGUAAUUUAUUUUUUAUUUGUUACAGCUGUCUAAAUGAAUCUUUGUCUGUCAGUAAAACAAAAGUGCCACUGAACCAGAAAGGGUCCUUGAUAAUGUAAAAUGUGUAAAGUCACCAACAGCCACAGCAGACUGACACAUUUCCACUUACCAGCAGUAGUGGGUGUAGUGCCGGUAUAAAUGUAUCAGGUACAGCAGCUUUGGGGUUCAUUACUUCAUUACACACUCCUACCUUGUUUCGACACUGUGUAAGCACAGUUAGAGAUCUUUUUCUACACACAAUGUGUGUGUGUGUGUGUGUGUGUGUGUGUUAAUCAUCAUAGUCAUCAUCAGCAUAAGUUACUGACCACAGGUCCACUGGAGUUAAUAAUAAAUAAAAUUUCAACUAAAAUAAUAAAAUCCACAAGAAAAUAUCAACGAUCAAAAUGUAAAAAAUAUGUUUGCCAAUGCAAGUAAUGAGAAUCAAAUCAAAAUGUAUUUUUCAAAAGCAUUACUUCUGAGUCACACUCUCAUUUUGUAUGAUACUUAUAUGACAAAGAAAUAUAUGUGGAUGCAUCUCCAUACAA
Messenger RNA from Pangasianodon hypophthalmus (striped catfish), 1460 nucleotides. RefSeq names its product cilia and flagella associated protein 300 (gene cfap300). NCBI's taxonomy places the organism in Eukaryota, Metazoa, Chordata, Actinopteri, Siluriformes, Pangasiidae. The transcript has 7 exons. The record is from RefSeq and is a predicted model, not a curated record. Bases 19 to 843 code for a protein of 274 amino acids.